Alosa alosa (allis shad) is the source of this 1247-nucleotide messenger RNA. RefSeq lists its product as uncharacterized. NCBI's taxonomy places the organism in Eukaryota, Metazoa, Chordata, Actinopteri, Clupeiformes, Clupeidae. The transcript has 2 exons. Gene Ontology annotation, biological process: retrotransposition. Gene Ontology annotation, molecular function: single-stranded RNA binding. Gene Ontology annotation, cellular component: ribonucleoprotein complex. Bases 162 to 1115 code for a protein of 317 amino acids. The record is from RefSeq and is a predicted model, not a curated record.
GGACUUCCGGUUGAGUGAUGGAGGAGUGAGACGUGAUUGCGAUAGCUCUGACAUAUUUGUCUUUACUAUAACACAAAACUCAUGUAAAUCCGCUCUAAACAUCCUCGGAACGACAAAAAGAAACACACACAAGAGUAAUAUUUAGACCGACAGAGGAAAAGAUGUCAAAAAAGGGAAAACCCAAGAAAAACGAGGAACAAGAACUAGGCCCUGCUCAGUCCUCGGACUCGAGUGACACAACCCAGCCACCCGGUGAUAUGAACGACGACGCAGACCCUCCAAACCGUACAGUGCUAGCCGCUAUUGCUGCCUUACGAAGCGAAGUUGCCCAGAUUAAGGGUGAUAUAUGCUCGUCCAUAGAUGCACGAAUACAAACUGUUUGCACCGAACUAAGAGGCGAACUUGCCACAACUAAAAAAGAGAUUCAAACUUCCAUUACAGCACUUGAGGGAAACACAUCCUCGCACGAGAAAACUAUUAAAGACCUAGAGAGAUCAGCCUCACUCCAGUCCGACGAUAUUACUGCUCUCCAAAGUCAAGUAACGCGGUUGAAUUCUGAGGUGGAUAAAUUAGUCACUAAAUGUGAGGACUUAGAAGGAAGGUCAAGACGACACAACAUUAGAAUCAUUGGAAUCCCAGAAGGAGCAGAAGGAUCCGCUCCACACGACUUUGUCGCUGACCUACUGCAAGAAGUGCUAUCUCUAGAGGCGAAGCCACUUAUUGAUCGAGCGCACCGGACCCUCUGUAGAAGACCUGAUCCGCAAGAGCCCCCAAGACCCAUCGUCCUGAGACUUCAUUACUAUCAUGUGCUAGAGGGCAUACUACGGAAAGCCAUCGCGGCGAGACAACUCUUCUACGAAGGCAAGAGAAUCCAAAUCUUUCCCGACUACCCUCCGGCCGUAGCUAAGCGUAGGGCGUUAUUCAAUCGCGCCAGGGAGCUGUUACGAGACAGGCCCGGUGUGAAGUAUGGUCUGCUAUACCCCGCAAGACUACUGGUUACAUUCAACGGAACACAAACUUCCUUCACAGACGCCAAAAAAGCCGAAGAAUACGCCGAAGGACUGUUUGCUCCAAAACCGUCGACUUCGACAAAUGACAUGGAAUCUCAGGAAUAGUUUUUGCUCGCUGGCUGAUAAGCUUGAUGACUAACGCAUAACACAGCCUGCCAGAGUAGCCGUGCCUGUCUACUAACCUUAGCCUACAUAAUGUUCUUUGGAAUUAAGUUUCAGAGCUGUUAGAACUUAGAA